AUGAACACAAUAUGCCAAAAUUGACAUUUUGUUUUCCUUUGUGAUAAAAAGUCUAAAUAUUCAUAAUGUCUUUUUAUUUGGGUAAAAUCGGUUGAAAUAGGGAUUGUUGUUAUAAAAAUUGGUGCGUCUUUUUUUAUUAAUUUGAAAUUUGGAGCUAAAAAAUUGGAAAUGCCUGCAAUUCGUCGACGUCAUGGAUCCUAUGGGAGCAUUCAUGAUUCAGAAAGUGAGGGUGGCAGAGACGAUGUGGAUAGCCUUAACUAUGAGUUUCAAGAUGGUGAACUUUUUUUUGGUUCUGAUCAAAAAUUACCAUGGAAAACGAUAUUCUUUGUGAUGUUUUUUCUGAUUGUUGGAACGGUUUGCUUGACGACUGCAGGACUAAUUUUCACAGAAGUUAUAGAUCAAACAUAUGUUGAUCGAGCAUCUCCGUUGCUUAUUCUUGGCUCGCUAAUGAUUAUACCGGGCGGUUACUAUGGCUACAUAUUGAUGUCAAUCUUAGCAAAACGCGAAGGAUUUUCAUGGGAUGAUAUACCGGAAAUUUAGAGCCAAAGAUAAGUUGAAAUAGUUUGAACAUGACUACACUAUCGAAUAAAAUAUCAUAGUACGGAAAUUUGAAACCAAAGAUAAGAUGCCAAUUCUAACAAAAUAGCAACAUUUGAAGAUACUAUAUGCACAACACU
Molecule: messenger RNA, 677 nt
Organism: Bactrocera latifrons
Lineage: Eukaryota; Metazoa; Arthropoda; Insecta; Diptera; Tephritidae
Product: transmembrane protein 230
Exons: 3
Coding region: 169-540 (123 amino acids)
Cellular component (GO): endomembrane system
Source: RefSeq, a predicted model, not a curated record